AUGUUUUGGUUAAUCCCUGUCAUCACCUCCGUAAUACUUGUCGUUUGGCUGUUUGGUGUAAGACUUCUCUCAGUAUUGGAUUCUUCCAACAAGAUUAUUUUCAAUGGAAGGAAGAGGAAGAACGUAAAUAACAGUGAUGAUUGCUCGGAUGCCAGAUUGGAAGAGAAUAAAUCCAUACCUUCAACAAGACAUUGUAUUGCUAUCACUAUUGAUGAUGUACCUUGGAAGUAUUCACUGCCCAAGAUACUCCGUAGACGUGAAAGGCAGCAACACACAAUGAUUUCAUCAACCACACAAAAUCAUGAUUUGUUCAUUUCCAGUAUUUCCGAAAUUUGUAAAAUCUUGAAACAACACAAUGCCUGUGCCACAUUGAUGAUGAUCGGGAACUAUUCCAUUCGGAAUUUGCAGAAAAACACUCAACUCGUUGAAAAAUUUGUAGAGUGGCUCGAUGAUGGUGUCAUUGAAUUGGCAAAUCAUGGCAUGACCAACUCAAAGCACGCAUCUCUCUCUAAAACUAAUCUGUUGAUGGAAAUUGCAAAUUGUGAGAAGGCUGUGAAUGAUAUUCUGCUUGCUCCACUCAACGAGCGAAGAAAGUUGAAGAGGCAAGCUCCGCUUACAAGUGUCAUGACGAAAUAUUAUCGACCUGGGCAUGGCUUUUUCACACAAGAAAUGGUUCAAGCAUGCCAAGAGUUGAACUACGAUAUUGUGUUGGGCAAUAUUUAUUCAUUUGAUCCGCAAGUGCCUUUGUGGUGGCUCAAUUUCAUCAACAUUGCACUUGUAGGUUAUGUGUAUGACUUGGUGAAAUUAUUGUCAUUUGGAUUUUUAUGUUCGAAUGACCAUCACCAAAUUGUCAUUCUGCAUGAUAGACCAUGGACAGCACAACUUCUCAACUACUUGCUGCCUUUUCUCCAAUGGAGAAGAUAUUCGGUCUUGAAACUGUCACACAUGAUGGGUGAGUAA
Messenger RNA from Naegleria lovaniensis, 960 nucleotides. RefSeq lists its product as uncharacterized. Gene Ontology annotation, cellular component: membrane. The coding region runs from base 1 to 960 and encodes 319 amino acids. The record is from RefSeq and is a predicted model, not a curated record. Gene Ontology annotation, molecular function: hydrolase activity, acting on carbon-nitrogen (but not peptide) bonds. Gene Ontology annotation, biological process: carbohydrate metabolic process. The transcript has a single exon. Lineage: Eukaryota; Heterolobosea; Eutetramitea; Acrasida; Naegleriidae.